AUAAACUGUACCUGAUAAUAUUAACUGCGCAGUUCAUACGAGUAAUAUGCAACAUACCGAAGGUGUAUAUUUUAUGAAAAAUCGUGUAAACCCACUUGGGGUAAAGAAGAAUGGUGCCUUUGAUUAACUAACAGGCUGAAAGGCCUGCUAUAUACAACGCCAUUUGUUUUAAAGAGCCGCAAACAAAAGAGCAAUUAUGCCAAACGCAAGUAAGAUAAAAAGUAAACCUUUCAGAAACUGGGUGAAAGCAGGACUUGGUUUGUCCUAUUUACAAGAAGGUCUUCAUGCAUUUACUGAUCGUAUUGUCAAAGCGGAACAUACAAGGAUACAACAACAUCUCCCGAAGUGUUCAAACUGUUCUAUAGGGACCAUUCUCCCGGCGCAUGCCAGCACAAAGGUGUGUAUGCAUGCACGUAAAGAGAAAUGUAACUGUAGUAAAAAAAAGAACAUCAGAAACUGUGGGACAUGUAGCAAGAUAUAUGACAAAAUCAUAUCAGAACACCGCUUUGGAGAUCCAAAUUGGAUAACAGACGCAAGCGCAUGGGGCAACGAUCACUGGCAAAUUGCCAAAUGUUUCAUGACAACUGCAAACAUUAGAUCUAACAAUACAGCAGCCGAGACGGAUGCCGCUGGGUUACUCAGUAUUAUCAUCAAUGGUCUAUUCUUUCAGUCAGAGAUCAACUGCGGUAUCGAUCCACCGAAUGAUUAUUUCAGUCAGGUACGGGAGAUGAGAAAUGAAAUUCUGCACAAUUCGACACUAGAAUUGACAGAUAAUGACGUGAAUAGAUAUCUGCAAGCUAUGAUAGGAGUGUUGGAAGACAAGAAAACACUUAUAAAUGACUCAGCAGCUCAAGCAGCCGUGGAUAAUUUAAAAAAGAUUAUAAGCGACGAAUUAAUCAUUACAACAAAGGAAGAAGCUAAAGUACGUCAAAGUGCAAUGGAUGCUAUCAGGGAGUUUAAAGAACAAUCUGAAGAGCAACUUAAAAAACUAUCAGAGGAGAUACAAAAUAAUAUGAAGGAGAAUCAAAAGAUACAUGAAAAGAAAAUCAGGGAAACAGUUAAAGAGGAAUGUAGCACUUUACAGCAGCAGAAGAUAGAGUAUGUAAAUGAAAUAACUUUAGCAAAGCAAGAGUCUUUAGAUACUGUGAAAUCCACAAUUUCUUCUGAGAUUGAUAAAAGAGUUGAGCCGGAAAUGAAAAGAAUUGACAACCUAGAACACAGACUAGAAGCAGUCGAAAAAGAUCAAAGAGAUUUGCGAAUGAAACAACUGAAUUUAGAAAAGCAGGUCGAGUUACUAGAUGCUGCUGAAAAAAAGCACCAGACAAGGAUUGAAUACCUGAGACAGAAGCAAGGUCUUCAAAUGUACCUUGUGGAUCUCUAUCAGAAACAUUAUGUGAAGACCUCGCUUUCUCCAAUGAUGACUCAUCAAGAUGAUGUUGAUAUCAGCGACGUUUAUGUUUCGCCUAAAAUGGUAGUGGUGGAUACCAGUGGUGAGACUACAGACAGUACAGGGAAUGAGAGACCUAUAAAAAUGUAUCAAGACAUGUUUUGCACAAAUGAAAAACAAAACACAAGGAUAUAUGUCGUAGGUGAAGUGGGGACGGGCAAAAGUUCGUUUUGUAAAUGGACGAUAAAGAAUUGGUGCAGAUCAUUCGAUGACAGAAGAAACGUCAGAGACUCAAGUGGCAUGGAAGAGCAGAAUAUAACACAAAACGAAUUAAACAGUGCAUGCUGUUUGAAUCAAUUUGACUUCCUCUUUUAUAUACAUUUGCGCGUCAUGGCAGGCUAUACCAAUGAUUUAACUGAAAUGAUAAAAGCUCAGUUUAAAGAUUACAAAUCGCUUAUUGAGGAAAUAUUUGCUAAUGAUUCUGAGCGAUGUUUAAUUUUAGCUGAUGGUUUGGAUGAAUGGAAGCCAACCGAGACAACUCUACCAUUCCCGCAGCACCACACAUUUGGCAUUCCAGCAUCAGGUUCUGCUCGUGAAGCUACAAUAAUAACAACAUCUAGGCCCUCUUGUCCAGGUAUGCUUAAUAUGAAGUCAUCGGAAUACGAUCUGAAAGUGACAAUCUCAGGUUUAGAAGACAGUUUUGUUAAAUCUGUGAUAGAAAAAUAUAUGAAACUGUUAGAUAGAACGUCACUUGUGCCAGACUUCAUUUCUGCAUUUUUGGGCAGGACUAUCGAAGAUAUGAAGAAAACUCCAAUGCUGCUGCAGCAGAUCAUUUGGCUUUAUUGUAAAGGGUAUGACCUUAUAGGUAAAUCAACUUGUUACUUGUACUCACAUAUUGUUAAUGUUGUAUUUGCCUGGGUAAACGAAAAAAAUGAAACAGUAAUUACAUUGCCUGAUUUUCGAAAUAGUCCUAUGGGACAAAUUCCACUUCCAAAAUGUUUUGAAAAGUUUGACAGAUGUCAAGAAAACCGAACACUGAUAUUACUCUUAGGAGAAGUAGCUUUUGAGACGUACAUAAUAGGCAAAUCCACUUCAGUUGGUAGAUCUAAACUGAAAGAGAAAGGUUUAUCAGAUACUGAUAUUUCUGCUGUCGUAAAGACUGGCAUUUUAACUGAAGAGAAUUGUGCCGACCCGACUUUUCACAAAUCACAGAUUUCAUUUACUCAUACAUCUUUCCUUGAGUUUUUUGCCGCUGUAUACAUGUCUAGUUGUUAUCUACAGCAAAUUCAUGAUGCUAACUCCAUCAUCAUUACUCCGCUCGAGGACAUCAUUACGUCUGUUGACGAAAUACUUCGAUUAGGAGAUGUGCUAAUCAAUAUGUGCGGACUAGCUCCAUUCCUCACAGAACGUAUUUCUGAAUGCGUAUAUAUUGUAACAUCAAGAGAUGAGUCAGUAGAUGCGUACACCAUAGUUCUAUAUACAGAUAUAAAAGUAGUGCAGAUUCAGAACUUAAUCUUCAGCUGUUUAUCAGAACAUUACUCAAUGAAUCCAAACACUCUGGUCAAAGCGAAGCUGUGCCAUUUUAUAAACAUAAAUCCUAGAUAUAUGGCAUUAACACUAUGUCAUCCCAGUGUUAACCCCUCCACUCUCGUGACAUGCCACAUCGGGAAUAGAGUGCUGUCACACGCGCACUGUUUAUACUUUCAAUCAUUCCUGUCACAAGCCGUAUCAUUGAGAAGUUUAUAUUUACAUGCAUUUGGAUGUUUAGGUGGUGGAGGUCAUUGUAUAGAUCUGUCGAAUUGUAAACAGUUAGAAUGUCUAACAUUGUGGCGUUGUUGUCAAAUCGGUGUGUUCAAAGUUCAUCCUGCUAGUUUCCGGUCAUGUAGAAUCGUUGGCUGUGCUAUAAUGUCACAGGAGCAUUAUGUGUUAUUAUUGUCGUGUCUGUCACAAGCGGUAUCAUUAAGACAUCUUCGGUGGGAAGGUGAUAUAGUGGAACAUUCUGAUUGUGAAGGUCACCGACUAGAUCUUGCGAAUCAUAAACUACUUCAAACCCUUAUUUUAUCUUCAUGUAACGUAACCUUUGACUCCGUACCGCAUUCUAUUUACCUUGAAGUAUGUUCAAUCAAGGGCAUUAGGUUACCUCACGAGAAGUGGUUAUCAUUUUCGUCCUGCCUACUGCAAGCUGUAUCAUUGAAAUCGAUACGGCUGCGGGAUGCCAAAUGCACCAUGACUGGAUGUAGUGGCCAUUGUAUAGAUCUGUCUAAUCAAAACCUACUACAAGAUAUAUGUUUAUAUGAAUGUUACCAAAUUUGUAUAUCUGGAUUAAAUCCAGACUCUCCAAAGUCAUGUAAAAUUGAAUACUGCAAAAUUUCGUGUGAGCAAUUCUCAUUACUAUCGACAUGCCUAUCACAAACACCAUCAUUGACAAACAUUAUCUUAAAUCACAUCAAAUGUGCACGGGAUGGAUGUGAGGGUCAUCGUAUCGAUCUUUCUAACCACAGACAACUAAAGAAUGUACAGUUGUCAAAUGCUUAUAUGUACAUCCGCGGUGUAAGUCCUAUGUUUUCUGGUAAAUGUAUGAUUGAAUUCUGCAAGUUAACACACGAGCAAUAUUCAUUAUUGGCAUCAUUUCUGUCCCAUGCAAUAUCAUUGACAGAUAUUACAAUUCGCUCUGUCAAAUGUGAACAGAAUGGAUGUGAAGGUCAUGGAGUAGAUUUGUCUAAUCAUACAAAACUAGAGAAUAUAGACCUUUCAUAUACCCAACUGUACAUCUUCGGUGUAAAUCAUACAUUUUCCGGCAGGUUUAUUGUCAAAUGUUGUAUGUUAACACAUGAACAAUAUUCAUUAUUGUCUUCGUUCCUGUCAAAUGCUUUAUCGUUGAUGCAUAUUGAUUUACUUCGUGUCGAAUGUGCACGGAAUGGAUGUGAAGGACAUGAUAUAGAUCUAUCAAAUCAUGCACAACUACAAAAUAUAAGCCUGUUAUCUACUCGUAUGAAUCUGUUAGGUGUACAUCCUACGUUUACCGGUAGACCUACUAUUAGACAUUGGCGGUUUAUGUGAAGUCUGACUGUGAACAUAGAAUGCGGACUGUCUAGGGAACGUUUCAAAACAUUUUCUUUUCAAAUUCAGAAUAAUAACUCCGCAAACAUAAUUUCGAGCGUACGUGCCAAUGAUAUGCUCAACAAGGCUUUAUACCAAGCACUUUCUACUAUCAUUGAAACCGUUGAAGCGUUGACAAAAAAUUCAAGCAGUGUUUAUACCCUAUAAAUCUGCCCCCAGUAAAAAGAGGUAAUCUCAAAGCAUAGAAACUAUUUUUUUUUCAGUUCUGAAUUUAACUCAACCGAGUGUUACAUUUUAGAAAUUUUGCCGUUUUAAAAUAGUUUUUUUUUCUGAUUUGUAUGUAUAUUUAGGUCAUUAAAACAACAGUUAUACUGUUGAACAAUUUCUGAAAUACAAUCCAUUAAUAUUUUACACAAAAAUAUCUUUACUUAGAUAUUGUUUAUUUGCAAAUUUUCUCAAAUAAAACAAUUUCUAAGAGCAUUUUCCUAAUUCCACUGGUGUUGAUGGCGUUCCCAAAAUGAUGAAAAAGGAAUUUCUAAGUCAAAUAAGGCGGCGUAAAGAAAAAAAAAUGUUUGUUUCCGGUAUCCCGACCUACCUUAAAAUUUUGGCCCGACCCUAAAUGUUUUAUGACCUUGGAGAAUAAUUUUUUCAACUUUUUGACAAAAAGUUGCCGAACUGCACUUUCUAUGCUUUACACAUGGUCAGUGAUGUUAGAAAUCAACUUCCUGAUGCUCUAAUGACAUAAACCCCUAGUUUGUAUUCAUUUUUUUCUACACAAAAAUAAUUUCCGAAAAGACUCCCUUGAUAAAA
Mercenaria mercenaria is the source of this 5257-nucleotide messenger RNA. RefSeq lists its product as uncharacterized. Bases 197 to 4447 code for a protein of 1416 amino acids. The record is from RefSeq and is a predicted model, not a curated record. The transcript is spliced from 6 exons. NCBI's taxonomy places the organism in Eukaryota, Metazoa, Mollusca, Bivalvia, Venerida, Veneridae.